Polyodon spathula (Mississippi paddlefish) is the source of this 1708-nucleotide messenger RNA. Its product is annotated as leucine-rich repeat transmembrane neuronal protein 2-like. The annotation marks the transcript as partial. The record is from RefSeq and is a predicted model, not a curated record. NCBI's taxonomy places the organism in Eukaryota, Metazoa, Chordata, Actinopteri, Acipenseriformes, Polyodontidae. The transcript has a single exon. Gene Ontology annotation, molecular function: protein binding.
CCCACAGGUUUCCAUUCAAGGUGGCCAUUGGUGGGACCAACACCUGUGGCACUCUAUAUGAUCAGCAUGCUGCUCCGCCUGUUGCCUGCAUCAGGCACGGCCUGCCCUCAGAAAUGUCGCUGCGAGGACCGGCUGUUUUACUGUGACUCGCAGGGUUUACAGGCACCGGAGGACGGUGUGGACCGGGGUGCCCUGGGUCUCUCGCUACGCCACAACAGCAUCACCGAGCUGCAGCCAGAUCAGUUCUCUGGCUUUAGCCAGCUCACCUGGCUCCACUUGGACCACAACCAAAUUUCAACAGUGCGGGAGGAUGCAUUCCAGGGACUCUACAAGCUGAAGGAGCUGGUCCUGAGUUCGAACAGCAUCACCCGGUUGCCCAACAGCACCUUCAUCCACCUCAUUAACCUUCAAAACCUGGACCUCUCCUUCAAUCAGAUGAUGUCCCUGGAGCCAGAGCUCUUUCACGGGUUGCGCAAGCUCCAAACCCUGCACCUGCGUUCCAACUCCCUCCGAACCACUCCAGUCCGGGUCUUCUGGGACUGCCGAAGCCUAGAGUUCCUGGACCUCAGCAACAACCGCCUGAGGAGUGUGGCCAGAAACGGCUUUGCAGGAUUAACUAAACUAAGAGAGCUCCACUUGGAGCACAACCAGUUGACCAAGAUCAAUUUAGCCCAUUUCCCCAGGCUGAUCACUCUCCAAACUCUUUUUCUGCAGUGGAACAAGAUCAGCAAUGUUACCUGCGGGAUGGAGUGGAUUUGGACAACUUUGGAGAAACUAGAUCUCACUGGGAACGACAUCCGCUCAAUCUCCCCGGAAGUGUUUGAGACCUUGCCCAAUCUCAAGGUGCUCCUGCUGGACACCAAUAAGCUGACCAGCCUUGACCCUCGGACCUUAGACUUAUGGAAGUCUGUGACUACUGUGGGGCUUUCAGGCAACAUGUGGGAAUGUACCAAAAGCAUCUGCUAUCUAGCUACUUGGCUCAGCAUGUUUAAGGGCAGGUGGGAACAUUCCAUAGUGUGCCACAGUCCAGAGUAUGCACAGGGUGAGGAUAUACUGGAUGCAGUUUAUGGGUUCCAGCUCUGUCAGAAUUUCUCUGCAGCAGUAGCUGCACCAACAACAGUUUCCCCAGAGGUUAGUUUGUCUCAAGAGGCCACAAGCGAUUUUUAUGGAAUAUGGAUAACACCCACACAGGACUUCCAUGCACAGGAUGUAGGGAGCUUCACUACAACGACUGUAACUACCACAACUUCCCCCACAACAAACCCCACAACCGUGGCAGCAGCCGAGGUCAACACAGAGGCAGACAAUACUCUCCUUACCCAACGGGUCAUCAUAGGCACAAUGGCCCUUUUGUUUUCUUUCUUUCUUAUUAUCUUUGUGGUCUAUGUCUCACGUAAGUGUUGCCCGCCCACAUUGCGCCGGAUUAGGCACUGCUCAACCAUGCAGAGUCGCCGGCAGAUUAUGACCCAGGUGCGGCAGCCCAUGGCAGAUCUUGCCACACAGGUUCCAUAUAAUGAAUACGAGCCCAGCCACGACGAAGGCGCGCUGGUCAUCAUCAACGGGUAUGGACAGUGCAAGUGCCAGCAGCUGCCUUACAAAGAGUGUGAAGUAUGAAUUGCCACCAUCAUGUUUUACCAUUCACUCGCUCCCAAAAAUACAGGGUUUUCAGUUAAGUGGGUGACAAAGUAAAAAAAAGUAUUUUAAUAGU